UUCAGUUUCAGUUUGUCAGUUUGAGGUUAAACAACGGCUACCGCUUAGCUGCUGACACAUUCUCCUCCGUACGUCGUCCGUCGACCGUUUUGUGUGCGUUUUUCUUUGCGCAACCGUCAAACAAACCGAAGCCCAACCAACAACAACAACUUGAAAAAAAAAACGAAAAAAUAUUUGAAUGAAUAGUUGGAAUUUUUUAAGGGUCGAAAUUGAAAUCGAAAUUUGAUGUUACAUGCGAUGAUGUGCACUUAUAUGUGAUCCGAUCGACAUUUUUAUAUAAAUAUAAAUCGUACCUGACUACAUUAUAUCUUUCCCUUAUCGCAAUCGAUACUUUUUAUAUUUUGUUUGGUUUUGGUUUUCGGAUAUUCCUACUCGACUCGUAUACCUAUCUACCUACCUAAGGAAUUUUUGUCAUAGGUUCUAUCGAAACGGCUCCUCGUGUCGUGUAUCUGGUGUAAGGGGUUUACCUAUUUCCAACAAUCAAACGAAGGUGCAAUCAAAUUAAAUAAAUAAAAAAGUAAUCUUGAUCAAUAUUGGCAUAAACUAGAAUCGACGAAUGGCACCAGAACCGAAUAGAAUUGAAUUGAAUUUAUUGGUCUUCGAGUCGAUAAGACAGUUCUUGACUAGAGUGAGCUUUAUUGCAAUAUUGUAAAUUUACUGUCUGUGAUUUUUUUUGUCUGAUUUUGUGUUGCCAUCGUUUUAUGGACUUGGCAAAAGCGGCUUCUUGGAAGACAACGCAGCCAAGACUUAAAAAAGUGUUUGUGUGAAAAAGAAUGAGAGCAUACAACUUCGGCCCCGGUGUGACCCUCCAUCCCGUGUCCGCUUGAGUUCUUCUUUUUGAAUUCUUUUAUAACGAGAAUACGUUAAAAGAAGAAGUUUCUUUUUAUUCCUUUUUUAUCGCAAAAUGAAGACGUUCCUUCCUAAAAAUAUUAACAACUGAAAAAAACAGAAAAGAAAUUUGCACUAAACAAGCGAAGAACAAAAACCGUGAGUCAGAAUCGAAAUCGUCGGGCCAAACAGUGAAACGACAGCGGCAAGUGUUUGAACGUUUUCUUUUCAACGGCAACGGUCAGAGAUUUGUAUCUGAUUUUUGCAAUUUAAUGUUAUUUUUCGUGGUCAAAGUCUAAAGUCUGAAGAACCGGCUAUCUAAAUUUAGAAACCAGAAAUAACAUUUAAGAAAAACAAAAAUACCAAGAUACUCCAAUGUGAACUCCAACUAUAUUUUAAGUGACAAUCAUCUUAAAGUUUGGGUCCUUUAGUAUCGGUAGUGGCGGUGAAGGUACAUCCUAACGACCAUUACCAUCACGUCGGAGGCAGACCAAACUGUUGGCGGAUCGAAGAUGUCUUUGAAGGAUAAACUAUUUCAAAAUACUUGGGGCAGCAAUAAGACGACUGGUCGCCGGUCUGGAAGUGGGUAUAGCUGCAGUUUUUUAGACCUACAAUCAAUACGACGUUUAUUAGAACAUGAAACAAGUGGCGCAGUCUGUCCAAGUUGUCGAAUUUCAUUUGACAAAGGAAAGCGACGGAAAUUGAUUGACACCUGUGGCCAUGAGAGAUGCUAUUCCUGCAUGUUUCGCAACGAUCAGUGUCCAAUGUGUAUGAAUAGCUCUUUGAAAGAUGUGGACUGUAGUAAUACCCAAGGCUAUGAUACGGGCAUUGGCGGAUCGACAUCAACAAUUGUUAGUCCUCUGGGGUCUCCACAGCCACAGCUAAGAUCACAAUUGCGCACAAAUGCCGCUGCUUUGUCAAAAUAUAUGCAGAAUCGCCAGGAGUCGAUAUCACCAGAUUUUCGAUAUGCUAGCGUUGGCAAAUUACCCAAAUCAUUAGGAUCUCCGAAUGGGACAGCUUCAACACUACCAACCACAACAUCAACAUCAACACCAGCGACCACGACAUCAUCUUCGGGCAAUGACAACAAUAAUAGCUUUGGAGAAAUCGCUAAUGCUGCAGCAGCCGCAUUUGCUACACCACCGCCAACUAGAAGAAGAUUUUUCAAUCAUAAAAAUUUAAGAAGUGCACUGACCGGUGGUCACCGGAGAACGGCAUCUAAUGGUUGUCCAAUUGAUUCGUCAUCAAUUUUAUCUGGUGGCGUUGGAGACGGUAUCAAUUUACCAUCUGUUUCGAACGAAAAGCAGAAUGAAGAAGAGCUUCGAACAAGGCUGGGUCUCCUCCUGGAUGCUGGUAAAUCUAGCAGCUCGACAAAUAUCAGCCCUGACUCGCAAACCCUUACCGAGUCAUCCGAGUACACCGAAGCCAUCAAUGGACGUUUUAAAUCCAAAGACUACAAUAAGACAUUUGGUAGUCAAUUUUCGGUGGCAGCAAAAGAUGAAGUUGGAAGUAUUGCUGGGAAGUUCAAAGCAUUUUCCAUCAACGAACGAACUGAUGCAUUCGACUGUCCGAAACUGCGGAAAACAAUGGUCAGACGAUCGGCUCGGUCGCAACUACGAAAUACUGGAGGAAUCUAUAAGUCUAGCCCGGUUCAAGCUGUUCAACUCGCUCUUAAACCUCUAUUUUUCGAAGUUCCCCUUCAGGAACCUGAUCCACCUUUUAUUGGACGGCAGUGGCUACUGCGUGAACUAUCUAACAUUCUGACAACCACAGAAACACCAGGAGUACUGAUCAACGGAAAUCCUGGAACAGGAAAAACCGCCUUAGUAUUACAACUUGUUGAGUAUUCGUGCUUUGGUCGACGCAAGGAUGUUCCUUACACUGAGACUGAUGGGAUCUACUGUCAGAUCAAUAUCGGCCAUGAUAGGCUGAAGGCAUUGGCCUCCCAUAUUGUUGGCUAUCAUUUCUGCCAAGCCGACACGAACCUAACCUGCUUGGUGCCAGACUUUGUGCAUUCUCUUGCUGCCCAGCUGUGUCAGGCCCCGCAACUGGUUGCAUACCGGCAGUACCUGAUAAAUGAGCCACAUCUUCAGAAUAUACUUUGCGUGAAGGAGUGUAUUGCUGACGCGGAAAGAGUUAUGCGUAUGGCGAUCCUGGAGCCGUUGACUAUGUUGAAGCGCUCAGGAAAAAUUGCUUCAAAAACGUGUGUGAUUUUGAUCGAUGCAUUAUGCGAAGCUGAAUACCAUCGACCCGAUCAUGGCCACACCAUUGGAACUUUUCUUGCCAAGAUGACACAAUACUUUCCUUCAUGGCUGAAGGUAGUUGCCACAGUGCGAACACAAAUGCUGGAGCUCGUAAAGGGCCUCUCUUUUACCAAGAUGACUUUAGAUAGCUGGGCUUCAAAUGAUCUCCUACAGAAAGACAUGCUCGACUAUGUCACAUUCCGAGUAAACCAUAGCGCAGAAAUCCAGAACAAUAUUGCCGGAACUAUAAAGGAACACAAUUCGGGACAGUUGAAAUUCAUUGGCCACCUGCAGGCUCUAACCAAAGGUUCGUUUUUGUAUGCAAAGCUUAUUUUAGAUCUCAUCGAGCGAGGACAGUUGGUGAUCAAAUCGACAAGUUACAAAGUGUUGCCAGUCUCCUUGGCACAGAUCUUUUUACUGCAUUUUAAUCUGAGAUUUCCGACCGGCUCGAGUUUCGAAAAAGCCUCCCCGAUUCUCAAUGUGUGUCUUGCUGCCCUCUAUCCACUAACACUUAAUGCCAUUUACUAUACGAUAUGUGCCCUCAAGACCGAUGAGAUCAUGAGUUGGGACGAGUUCCUGCAACGUUUUAAACUUCUCGAUGGAUUCCUGGUGAAACGCAUCGACAACACUUAUAUGUUCUUCCAUCCUUCUUUUAGAGAGUGGCUUAUCCGUAGGGAUGAUGGAGAGUCUUUGAAGUUUCUAUGCGAUUUCAGGCUUGGACACGCUGCCAUAGCUUUUCGCUUGUCAAGACUUCAGCCUCCUCUCGAUCCAGAGCAGACUCUAGAACUAGGCCACCACAUUUUGAAAGCGCACAUUUACCGAAAUUCUAAGGGACCACCUUCGCCGCGUGAUAUGCAGUCAUUUUGGAUUGCCAGCGUGACCGACUCAAUUUCAGCAGCCUUAGGUUCUUUAAGGAACGUCUACAAUCCGAAUAUGAAGGUUUCACGGCUUCUUCUUCUAGCUGGUGCUUCUCCUCAUUACCAAACCGAGUUCAUGGGUGAUGCCACUAUACUCUGCAUAGCCGCCCAUGAGGGAAUAGUGCCAAUGGUAAGUUUGCUGCUCGAGUUCGGAGCUGAUGUGGAGAGAACGAAUAGUCAAGGGUGUACACCUCUAAUUUUGGCUGCCAUGAAAGGGCAUUGUGAUGUUUUGCGUCUGUUGGUUGCUGCCGGCAGCAGCCUGGGACAAACAGACACUACACAAAGAUGUGCGCUGGUUCAUGCAGCUAGGACUGGAAGACUGAACGUUGUUAAGUAUUUACUGGCCAGCGACUGGACCCCAAGACAAAACUCAAAUGAUAUAACCCUCGAGAAGGCUAUGCAGCAGGCUUUGAUAGGCGCUGCCUCACAGGAUCACACAACGAUUGUUGAGGACUUAUUGGAGAUGGAGAAUGUCUAUAUUAACGACAUUGAGCCGCUAAGUGGGGAAACAGCCCUUACAGCGGCUGCAAGGAAUGGAUGCGUCGAUACUGUGGCGGUCUUACUAUCCCGGGGAGCCAAGGUUGAUGGAAGAAAUAAAUUCGGUGCCACACCACUAUGGCUUACUGUGAAGGAAGGUCACUGGGCUGUUGCGGAAAAGCUGCUUCAGAACGGAGCUCAAAUUGACGAAGCUGUUAUACCAAGCAAGAAAACACCUUUAAUGAUUGCAGCGGAAGAGGGGCUUAUAGGAAUACUAGAACUGCUAAUAGACAGAGGUGCUUCAAUAGACUCGGAAGAUUCUGAGGGUUUUACAGCUCUUUCUUGGGCUUGUUUGCGGGGGAGACAUACGGCCGCGAAAUGUCUUAUUGAAAAGGGUUGCGACAAGGAGCACGCCGAUAACAAUGGACGAACGCCACUUGACCUUGCCGCCUACCAAGGCUCCGCAAGUCUGGUGCAGUACCUUCUUGACCAAGGAGCCAAAAUUGAACACAUAGAUGUGAAUGGUAUGCGUCCACUGGAUAGGGCUAUAGCCUGUCGAAACAUUCAAGUAGUUCAGGUCUUUCUAAAGCGAGGAGCUAAACUAGGGCCCACGACCUGGAGCAUGGCCAUGGGAAAACCAGAAAUACUAGUUGUCCUAUUAAAUAAGCUGCUAGAAGAUGGCAAUGUGUUGUACAGAAAAAACCGGUUCCAGGAAGCUGCUCAUAGAUACCAAUAUGCGCUGAAGAAAAUUGCCAACAUUGAAACUCUGCUGGACAAAAACUCUGUCUUUACACAGCUUCGGGCAAAUUUGUUGCUAAAUCUAUCACGGUGCAAGAGAAAAUUAAAUGAACUUGACGAAUCUACUGAAUUAGCCACACAAGCUAUUGACCAGAAACCCACGAGUUACGAAGGUUACUAUGCCAGAGCAAAAGCUAAAAUGGAACAAGGUGAACUAAAUGAUGCUUUGGUUGACGCCAAUGAAGCCAUGCAGAAAGCCGCUCAGAGCGGUGUCUUGCCAGAGGUUGUUGAGGUUUUGAGACGAAUUCAAAAUGAACUUCUUGUAAGGAUCAACGAAGCAACCCAUGGCACUGUUGUUGUAAACGGAUGCAAUGAGACGGAGUCUCAAAACGAAAUGACCGACUUAUAGUUAUAAUACCAAUUUUAUAUAUUUUGUUGGACUUUCUAUAAUUUUUUAAAGAAAUACAAAAUUUAAAGCACAUCUUCCGGGUGAAGUUCUUUUUUUAACAUUUUAUUGAUAGAACAAAAUAAUAUUAUUAUUCAUAAACUAUGAUAUAUUUUUCAAUUAUUAUUAUUUAUAAAUAUAAUACAACCUAUCUUGAUUUGUUUAGUGAUUUAGUUCAAAAAAUUCUAUUAUUUUAUAUUUAUAUACGUCACUCGAUACACACCUUGUACAUAUUUAACAAGUUAUAUUAAUUCGCCUUUCAUUCAACUUUUAAUUUGUAAUUGUAUAUCAUUAUUUUACGUGUUGUUUUAUUAUGUAAUAAGAUAAAAACAAAUUAAUAUUUUUAUUUAUAUGCUUAUGUAUUUUUGUAAAGUAAAAUUAUCACAACCAGCAUUCGAAAACCAAUUUUGAAUUAU
This is a messenger RNA of Eupeodes corollae, 6064 nucleotides long. It is a transcript of the gene rols, whose product is annotated as protein TANC2. The transcript has 6 exons. Lineage: Eukaryota; Metazoa; Arthropoda; Insecta; Diptera; Syrphidae. Bases 1341 to 5612 code for a protein of 1423 amino acids. Gene Ontology annotation, molecular function: protein binding. The record is from RefSeq and is a predicted model, not a curated record.